AUGGCCCCUGAAGUCGCGUCCAAGGCUGACCAUCUGACCACGCCAACGCCACUUCGCCAACCACGGCAGUUCGCCAGGGAGAACUCUCGUCCGUCACCACUGGCAGAGCAUGCGGCCUGCAAUGACAAGUAUGUCAUUGUCUAUGACUUUGCCGGCAUAGACUUUGACGUCGCCUCCAAAGAAUUCAACCGUUUGCUGGACUGCCUGGAAGCAGCAGGCCUGCACACAGAGGUUCGUCCAGGCUACGAGCAAACCAUACUGGUCCUUGUCAAGGCAAAUUCCGAGUUGUUGGGCAACACAGUCUACAAACAUAGAGUCAAGGAUUGGCUGUACGCCAUCAGGCAAUCCCAUCCCGGCGGCGACAAAGACACCGUCGUCAAGGGGUCAUACGAAGCUGAAGAUCUUCUUGCCCUGUAUCACCUCAUCUCAUGGCCCAAAGACCUCGGUGGUGCCGGCAUCACCCCGGAAGUAACGCCCUGGGCAAACGUCAAAUCCAUCUUUCCUCUUCACAACGAAGCGGUCAACCAGUCUCUUCUAGGGCAUCUGAGCAAACGCCUCAUCUUGACCUCGGAGGACUUUGACAAGAUUCGCGACCUCCACGGGCCAAAGGUCGCGUUUUACUUUGCCUUUAUACAGACGUAUCUAAUGUUCUUGACGUUUCCCGCCAUUACUGGCCUCAUUACUUGGCACUUCUUGUCAAAGUACUCGCUCACAUAUGCCAUAUUGACCGGCGUGUGGUGUACUGUGUUUUUGGAAUACUGGAAAAUCACAGAGAUUGACCUUAGCAUUCGUUGGACAGUAAGGGGCGUCAACAAAGUCAAGGUCAAUCAGCCGAGUUUCAAGUAUGACAAGAUCAUUGUGGACGAAAAUGGCCGCACGAAGCAUUACUUUCCGAAAUGGAAGCAGAUUUCUCGCCAGUUGCUUCAAAUUCCGUUUAUAGUUCUGGCCACGCUGGUUCUGGGCCUGAUGAUCUCCUCCGUCUUCGUGGUCGAGGUUCUAAUCUGUGAGACGUACGAGGGGCCACAUCAGUUUUACUUGAAGUAUGUGCCUACAAUAAUUCUGGCCGUCGCUAUCCCCAGAAUCUCAUCAUCCUUGGAAGGAAUUGCCUCGGCUUUAACCGAGUAUGAGAACCACCGCACUGCCGAUGACCAUGAAAUGUCCUUGACGCAGAAAGUCUUUGUACUCAGCAUCAUCACCAACUAUCUCCCGAUUCUCCUAAUAGCAUUUAUAUACGUACCAUUUGGUGACGACAUCGUCCCCCACAUAAAGCAACCUCUCCAGCGUAUCCUGCCCGCAUCAUUCGCAGACAAGCUCGUCUUCCGUGCUUUCCGUGCGGAUGCUGAUCGGCUGCGAAAUCAAGUCAUUGCCCUUACCGUCACAGGUCAACUGUCGGAUUUCUUCGAGGAAAACAUCUUGCCAUUGAUCAAGUACAAACUGAGUGACUGGUACCGCGACUACCGUCGAGCUUACACCAAAGGCACCAUGCUUCUCACGCUGACAUCUGAUGAUCCCGACGAGGCAAGCUUCUUAAAACGUGUGCGCAACCAGGCGACAAGGUCCAAGUACAACGUUCAAGAUGACAUUGCGGAAAUCGUGCUCCAGUUUGGCUACCUGGCGCUCUUUUCGCCAGUCUGGCCAUUGAUCUCCAUGGGGUUCCUCGUCAACAACCUGAUUGAGCUUCGGUCCGACUUCGCCAAGAUUUGCUUUGAGCACCAGCGACCUGCGCCGACGCGAUCUGACGGCAUCGGACCGUGGGUCACCGCCCUCGAGACACUGACGCUCCUUGGGAGCAUCUCCACCGCCGCCAUUGUCCAUCUCUUCGGAACUGAUUCCGUUGGAGGCGGAAGCUGGUCAACCCUGCCUGUUACCAUUUUCGUCAGCGAGCACGCCCUGCUUAUUCUGCGCGCCUUGACAAGAUGGAUCUUUGAGCGUUACGGGUCGGAACAGAUUCGGAGGGAGCGCAACGAAAGGUAUGCUCGUCGCCUGCACCACCUGGAGCAGAUUGAACACAACAAACAGGCGGGCUUGAAUCUCUCUCCCGCAGAGAGAGAGCGCCGCAAGUCGGUGCUAGUCUUGGGGUCGGAUUCCUUCUGGACGAAGCAGUUGGAAGAUGGGAGCAGUGCGGCGGCGGGGCUGAGCUUGAUCAACUUGGCGAGACAGUGGAAGAAGAGCCAGAGUGGGGAGAAGGAAGACUAG
This is a messenger RNA of Ustilaginoidea virens, 2196 nucleotides long. RefSeq lists its product as uncharacterized. Gene Ontology annotation, biological process: chloride transmembrane transport. NCBI's taxonomy places the organism in Eukaryota, Fungi, Ascomycota, Sordariomycetes, Hypocreales, Clavicipitaceae. Gene Ontology annotation, molecular function: chloride channel activity. Gene Ontology annotation, cellular component: cortical endoplasmic reticulum. The transcript has 4 exons. The record is from RefSeq and is a predicted model, not a curated record. Bases 1 to 2196 code for a protein of 731 amino acids.